AUGCAAAAGAUGCUCACUCGCGAGAAAAGCGACUACGGUCGAAAAGUUUAUGAAAAGGCUGUUAUUGAAAAGAGGCAGAUGGCGGUGGACAGGUGCGAGACCCAAGAGGCUCGCGAACGCGAAGCCGAGGCGACGCCGGUCGUACGCACACUCACUCUCAACCAUGGCGAACAUCAGGAUGCCACACUUUACAGAAUCUGCUUAAAUUUCGGUCCAAAUUUGGCCAUGGUAAACAUUGUCUUGUCUAUUUUCAGAUUCGACAAAGGUUACCAUCUGCAGUUCUGUCCAGGACCGAGUUUGCUCGGUCGAAAAGUAUUCGUUUAUACAAAUUAUGUAGUUUCGGAAAAUCAGAAGACUGAACAGGACAAAUUUGUUCGAAAUCAAUACUAUGGAUUGGAGUGGAAGAGCCAAGAAGGGGGCGAAGCCCUUGGGUCUGGUCUAUUGAUCGAUGACAGUGACGUCUAUUGCGAGAUACGUUUAGCACGCGCCGGAUCUUUCCACUACUACUUCGUAUAUGACAGUCCGGAGUCGCGCGUGGGCCCUCAGGGUUCGGGCUGGUUCCACGUGGCGCCCACGUUGAGCGCGGGGGGCGUGUCCGUGCCGCUGGACGGCGUCAUGUGUCAGACCGUGCUGGCCAAGUGCCUCGGUCCGUUACCGCGCUGGCUCAACGUUUUGAGGGUUGCUCACGAGGCCGGCUUUAAUAUGGUCCACUUUACUCCAGUACAGGAGCUAGGAGCCUCAAAUUCAAGCUACAGUAUCGCAAAUCAGUUGCGCCUAGAUCCGCGAUACAACGACGUGAACUCUGGGCGCGAAGUGACCUUUGCGGAUGUCGAAAAUAUCGUUGCUAAAAUGCGGAAUGAUUGGAAGAUGCUGUCAAUAUGCGACGUGGUGCUGAAUCACACGGCAAACGAGACGGCCUGGCUGACGGAGCACGGCGAGGCCACGUACAACUGUCAGUCGUGCACGCAUCUACGCCCCGCCGCGCUGCUGGACGCGCUGCUGGCGGCCCUCACGCGUGAUGUGGCGCGCGGCGCGCUCGAGCCGCACGUGCCGCGCCGCGUCACCGCGCACGAACACAUCGAGGCGAUACGUGACAUACUCCAGACUCAGCGAAUACCAGAGGCGAAAAUACACGAAAUGUUCAUAUGUGAUGUUGACGACAUCGUUCAAAAGUUCUACUACUUGGCGCGUAAUAAGGUUCCGCCGGUAAAAGGUGUACCAGAAGGGACAAAGGACGCAUUGAAAUUAAUACCUGAUCCUCAACGAAGACGCUUGGCAGCCACUAUUGACCUUGACCUUGCACUCCAGAUCUAUAACGUAUACAGGUCGGACUGCUACGAUGAGGAAUCACGGUUAAAGAAAUCCUGUGAGGAGUUGAGGCGACAUUUGGAGCAACUAAAUGAGGCGCAAGCCGAUAUCGUUCGCGACCAUCUCUGCGCUGCCGUUGAAAACUGUGUGGCGGGGAUGAGGUAUUUCCGCCUUCAGGCCGACGGACCGAAGAUAGAAGAGGUUAGCCUCAAAAAUCCAUUAGUUCCAAGUUACUUCACAUUCCCUGGACCGUUGGGCACGCUGGCAGAGAUGGAGGCGGUGAUCUACGGUGAACAAGGGCGGUUGGUGAUGGCCCAUAACGGAUGGGUGAUGAAUGCGGACCCGCUGCAGGAUUUCGCAGCCCGGGAACAUGAUGGCCGUGUCUAUAUCCGUCGCGAGCUCAUCGCGUGGGGGGACAGCGUCAAAUUGAGGUACGGCGACAAGCCAGAAGACAGUCCGUUCCUGUGGGCGCACAUGAGAGAGUACGUCGAGUUGACGGCUGAAGUGUUCGAUGGAGUUCGUCUUGAUAACUGUCAUUCGACACCGUUGCACGUGGCAGAGUACAUGUUGGACUGUGCUAGAAAUAUUAAGCCGGAUCUUUAUGUUGUGGCAGAACUUUUCACGAAUUCAGACCAUGUCGACAACAUCUUUGUGAACCGCCUAGGCAUCACUUCGCUUAUACGAGAGGCGCAGAGCGCGUGGGACGGGCGCGAGCAGGGCCGCCUGCUGCACCGCUUCGGCGCGCGCGCCGUCGGCGCCUUCACGCGCGCGCGCGCCCGCGCCGCCACGCCGCGUGUGGCGCACGCCGCGCUGCUCGACCUCACGCACGACAACCCCGCGCCCGCCGAGCGCAGGAGCGUGUUUGACAUGUUGCCAACGGCUGCUUUAGUGGCGAUGGCGAGUUGCGCCACCGGCAGUACUCGGGGCUACGAUGAGCUUGUGCCGCAUCAUAUCCACGUGGUGGACGAGGCGCGGCUGUACGCGGAGUGGGGCGAGGGCGAGAGCGCGGUGGGGCGCGGCGCCGGCCUGCUGGCGGCCAGGCGGGCGCUCAACGCGCUGCACGCCGAGCUGGCGGCCGCGGGCUACAGCGAGGUAUAUGUUGACCAAAUGGACCCAGAUAUCGUGGCUGUGACAAGACACGAUCCUCAAUCGAGAAAGUCAGUCAUAUUAGUCGCGUAUACUGCGUUCAGCCCACCUGAGCCAUCUUUCGGUGGUCGCUACGUGAAGCCGCUGCAGUUUGAGGGACAGCUCGAUGAGAUUAUACUCGAGGCCACGCUGAAACAUAAGGAUUACAGCGCGUUCACCCGUCACCCGCAGUACAUCAACGGGCUGGACGAGUACGAGGCGCACGUGCGCGGCGCCGUGCCGCUGGCGCAGUCGGGCGUGUUCGCGGGCGAGCGCCGCGAGGGGGCGCUCACGGUGCUGGAGUUCCGAGCGCUCACUCCCGGCACAGUAGUGGCGCUGCGCGUGUCUCCUCACCCCCCUCAGGCAGCCGCGAUCGCGACUCUACGGCGUACGGUGGACGCAAUAAACGCGGGCCGCGGCGACCCACUGGGUCUUACACCCGCACUAGCUGACCUCGACUUAGCCGACUUCAACGUACUACUCUACUGCUGCGAGCCCGAGGAGCGAGAACGUACAGAUGGCGGUACCUACGACGUACCCGGACACGGCCCGCUCGUAUACGCCGGACUCCAAGGCAUAAUGUCGUUACUGGAUGAGGUAGCGCCUCGCGACGACCUCGGCCAUCCGCUAUGCGACAAUUUACGCGCCGGGGACUGGUUGCUCGAGUACCAGUGGCGCCGCCUCGAAAACGAGCCGCGCCUAAGCGCCGUGGCGGCGCGUUACCGAGAAGCGCUGAGGCCGGUGAGCGAGCUGCCCCGCUUCCUAGUGCCGGCCUACUUCGAGGCGAUCAUCCGCGGGCUGUACGCCGGCGUGUCGGGCGGGGCGCUGGCCCGGUUGGGCGGGGCGGGGCGUGGCGGGGGGCUGUCGCGUGCGCUGGCGCUGACCAGCGUCCAGCUGAGCGCGGCGCUGCCCUCGGCGCGCCUGCCGGCUCUGUCGCCGGCGCUGCCGCCGCCCCGCCUGCCCCGCCCCGUGUCGCUGUCGGCGGGCCUGCCGCACUUCGCCGUGGGCUACAUGCGCUGCUGGGGCCGGGACACCUUCAUCGCGCUGCGCGGUCUCUACCUGCUCACCGGACGGUAUCAGGAAGCUCGAUACCACAUUCUCGGCUUCGGCGCUUGUCUCAGACACGGCCUCAUACCGAACUUGCUCGAUGGAGGUCGAAACGCUCGCUUCAAUUGUCGCGAUGCCGUUUGGUGGUGGUUGCAGAGUAUCAAACAGUACUGCACCGAGGCGCCGCAGGGCUACGCUCUGCUGACGGACCCCGUGUCGCGGAUCUUCCCCACGGACGACAGCGAGCCCGCGCCGCCCGGGGCCGUCGACCAGCCGCUCCACGACGUCAUUCAGGAGGCUCUCGAUGUGCACUUCCAGGGCCUCGUGUUCCGCGAACGCAACGCCGGCCGUCAGAUCGACGCGCACAUGACCGACAAGGGGUUCAACCUUCAAAUCGGCAUCGACCCCGAGACCGGCUUCCCGUUCGGGGGCAACGACGCCAACUGCGGCACGUGGAUGGACAAGAUGGGCUCGUCGGAGGCGGCGGGCACGCGCGGCCGGCCCGCCACGCCGCGCGACGGCAGCGCCGUGGAGCUGGCGGCGCUGGCGCACAGCGCGGCGGCGUGGCUGGCGGCGCUGCACCGCGCCGGCCGCUACCCGCACGCCGGCGUGGCGCGGCGCCACCGCGACGGCGCGCGCACGGCCUGGAGCUUCGCGCAGUGGGCCGAGCGCAUCCGCCGCGCCUUCGAGCGCCACUUCUGGGUGCCCGCCGCGCCCUCCGCCGCCGACGCGCGCCCCGACCUCGUGCACCGCCGCGCCAUCUACAAGGACACGCACGGCGCCUCGCAGCCCUGGGCCGACUACCAGCUGCGGUGCAACUUCGCGGUCGCGAUGGCGGUCGCGCCGGAACUCUUCGAUCCGAAGCACGCGUGGCUCGCGCUCGACAACGUGGAGCGACUGCUGCUCGGGCCGCUCGGCGUGAAGACUCUCGACCCGGCCGACUGGGCGUACCGCGGGGAUUACGACAAUUCGAAUAACGGCACCGACCCGACCGUCGCCCACGGCUUCAACUACCACCAGGGGCCCGAGUGGGUGUGGCCGAUCGGUUUCUACUUGCGGGCGCGCCUCGCCUUCGCCCACGAGAACGGCCAGUACGCGAAGACGAUCGCGGCGGUGUACGCGGCGCUCGGGCCGCUGCUGGAGGAGGUGCGGUCGUCGCCGUGGCGCGGCCUGCCCGAACUGACGAAUGCGGGCGGCGCAUACUGCCGUGACUCGUGCCGCACGCAAGCGUGGAGCUCCGGCUGCGUGCUGGAGGUGCUGGAGGAGCUGCGGCGCGUGCGGCGCGCGCGGCCGCUGCCCGCCGACUGA
Messenger RNA from Melitaea cinxia (Glanville fritillary), 4788 nucleotides. RefSeq names its product glycogen debranching enzyme. Gene Ontology annotation, biological process: glycogen biosynthetic process; glycogen catabolic process. Bases 1 to 4788 code for a protein of 1595 amino acids. The record is from RefSeq and is a predicted model, not a curated record. The transcript is spliced from 24 exons. Lineage: Eukaryota; Metazoa; Arthropoda; Insecta; Lepidoptera; Nymphalidae. Gene Ontology annotation, molecular function: 4-alpha-glucanotransferase activity; amylo-alpha-1,6-glucosidase activity.